CAGAAGCAUGUCAUACAAUACAAUAUACUCUGGUUGAUCGACCUCUAGUCCCAACCAUUCUAUUUCAUCUCCAUGUUAAAGCCACGGAAUCAUAGCCACUUGCUUGUAUCUAGGCGCAGACUGGACAGGAGAUCAGUGUCAUGUCACAUAAAGCUUCGUCGCCACGUUGACCUUUGCGCUAAGCAGAGGUCUCCAUAUCCUGAGGCCACUCCGUCCCAAACACUUCGGUUUGCCCUGACUGCUACGCUGAAACGGCCUGAGCAUAAUUCAUCUGAUCCAAUCUUGGAAUCGCAUCUAUCGCAAAUCCUACAGAAUAAGUGGCCGACAUUCUCCCUUCCUUCGCCACUUUUGGCUACUCUUUGGCCAGACCCUGAAAGACACGCGCCCAAGGCCUCGCGCCUCGAUACCAGUCAAAUAAGAAGUCUUCCUGAUCUGCAAGACUUCGUUGAAAGUAAUGUGAUAAACAAGGAAGGAUGCAGACUUCUACAGUCCCGACAAUGCGUUCCUCUAUCGAAAGCGUUAGCACUCUGCGAACGGCACAAUCAGUUCCGAGAGGUUCUCUCCGCUAUUCAUGGGAUUAUUACGCGGGUAGAGAGGAUCAAUGGGCAUUGCUCGAAGCGUCUGUACGUACUGGGCAUGUACUAUGCAGCACUCGCAUUCUCAGUUCCGGGUCUCAAGCGCUACUUGGAAGGCUAUCUAGCCUGUGGUUUGCAACGCUUAGGUCCGAACGAGAGCAGACUCCUAGUUCACGCUCUCCUUGAUGCCUCAAGGUAUCUUGCAUUCUGCGAGGAAACUCGGGACAUGGGUGCGAUGAUUGACCUAGUAACUGGAGAUGCCCAACCGAGCAACAAUCGCUUGCAUGAUAUUUUAUAUUGGGCAGAGCCUGGCCAUCGGAACUCAUGGUCUGGCUCUUAUUUCACCUUGCUCGUCAAAUUCAACAGCAAGGCACUACAGAAAGCUCUAUGGGCUAGACUCAUAGAUGAUCUGUCGCCUGAAUCACACAAGAAUCAAUUUCAAGCUGCCUAUACGUGCGUGAAGGCCUUGAUUGACGCCGGCGAUACGCAACGAGCUAUUACAUUCUUGAACCAGAUAUCGGAGCGCGCCAAUAAUACUUUACCAUUCUUCUCAACUGCCAAGUCACUGUGCUACGCUUUCCCCGCUGAUAAACUGCAAGCUUCCUUAAUCGGCGAGGUAGAACAUACUGAGAUUCUGAAUCAACUUCUCACAGACAUGGAGAAUCGGCUGGGCAUCCGCUGGCAAUCCAACUUGCUACUUCAUUCAAGUGCUUCUGAACCCCUCACGGUUGCUAGCGAGCAACCAUUGUUGACCAUCGAUGGGGAUAGCACUGGCUAUGAAAGCGUUGAGCGGCUUCUCACACAAAUUCAUUCCUUUGGAUGCUCAAAAUCAAAAGCUGACCUUGGUCAGAUUGCCGAUUCUCUCAAUGAGCAUGACGGGAGGCUGUUGUCUAGUCUGGCCAUCGCUGAUGCUGAUACAAAUAUGGAGUACGCUUGGUGUCCCCAGAAUGCCCCACUUGAAUUUCCAGAAUCUCUUUCGUCUAUUAGAACAGACUUUCCCAAGCCUUGGACACCCUCUACGCUAGGUUUACUUCGCGUUAGCCUUGAUCCUAGCGGUCAAUGUCUUGCCGGCAAGCGAUCCCUGCAUUUGAUGCAGCUUGGAUACUUGGUCGCAAGGCCAAAGAUGCCUCAAGGGCGAAACUCGCAAGAUGCCACUAACUGGAAACAGACGGGACAUAUUAUUGCUUGGGAUCGCUUUCAUGGGCAGCUGGUUGCGGUCUUCGUUGGACCUGUCCAUGGCGCAAGCCAACAUUGCAUAGAAGCAGGACCUUCGAAUCUGCGAUUCGGUCUAAAUUCCAUCCUGAGUGUUAAUCUUUUCAAUGACCGACCGACACACUGCUCUAGCAAUCGUGUCACUCCAAUCGGUAGUGGUGCGACGAGAUAUUAUGUUGAUGUGGAUCCAAGCCCGGACUUGUUACCAUGAGGGAGGCUGUUAUUAUCAUAUCUAGGCUUCAUUUGUACGCAGAGGUCUUGUGACUCGAGGCAUGCAGCCACGACCCUUUCCUGCCUGUAAAAUACAGUACCUGUGUGCGACAACCGGAUGUAGAAUAUGGUAAAUACGCUUUAGGC
Aspergillus brunneoviolaceus CBS 621.78 is the source of this 2144-nucleotide messenger RNA. RefSeq lists its product as uncharacterized. The record is from RefSeq and is a predicted model, not a curated record. NCBI's taxonomy places the organism in Eukaryota, Fungi, Ascomycota, Eurotiomycetes, Eurotiales, Aspergillaceae. The transcript has a single exon. Bases 73 to 1998 code for a protein of 641 amino acids.